This is a messenger RNA of Durio zibethinus, 2515 nucleotides long. The record is from RefSeq and is a predicted model, not a curated record. Lineage: Eukaryota; Viridiplantae; Streptophyta; Magnoliopsida; Malvales; Malvaceae.
AUAAACCUUCACUGACACUCAUCAGAUGACACACAGAGACAUGUGCAAAAGGCCGGACAGAAAAACUGGAGUACUAAAGAUCCCCUGUACCCAAUUUCACUUCCCCCGGUUUAGGGAUCACCUUAAUAUGAUUUUUUUCAGUUUGAAUUUGACUCCAUCAGAGCGAAUCAGGGGUGGGCUCAUGAAAAGCAUUAUGAUAGUAGCAACGGCGGAUAAAAACUUUCAAAGUGGAGAAACACUAUUUUGUUCAAAAAAGAGAGGCGAAAGCAAACAAAGUUUGAGAAAAGCCAAAUGAAAUCCAAUUUUGAAGUCCGUCGCUCUGCAAAUUUCCAAGAAGAGAAAAAAACAGAAGAAGAGCCUGAAAAAAUGCUCCUGGGUUAAACCGAUUUGCCCACGAUAAUAACUCAAGUGGCUUUUUUUUUUAUUUUUAGGUUUAGUUAGUUGUCGUGGAUGGGCCAAUUAAUUUCGACGGCUAAACUUACGAGCCGUCGAGAUUGUAACCAUAGCCAACGGUCGAAAUCGAAAUCAACGGCUCUGAUCUGUCCGAUGCAAGCUGAGGAAGCGGAAGAGCUUGACCGAAGUAGCAUAUAUGGAUUAUCGGAUUUCAUUUCGGAUCUACCCGACGAGUGUUUAGCUUGCAUUUUUCAGUCUCUUUGUCCCAGUGACCGAAAACGUUGUUCUCUCGUUUGCCGGCGGUGGUUGAGGAUUGAAGGACAGAGCCGUCACCGACUCUCCCUCAAUGCCCAAUCAGAUCUGCACCCUCUGAUUCCUUCCAUCUUCUCUCGCUUCGAUGCUGUCACUAAGCUGGCUCUGAAAUGUGACCGUAAAUCUGUUAGCAUCGGCGACGAAGCGCUUGUUCAAAUCUCGGAGCGUUGCCGGAACUUGACUCGCCUUAAGCUCCGAGCUUGCCGUGACUUGACCGAUGCAGGCAUGUCGGCGUUCGCUAAAAACUGUAGGGGUCUAAAGAAGCUGUCGUGUGGAUCUUGCACUUUCGGAGCUAAAGGCAUGAACGCCGUGCUCGACAACUGUCCAGCUCUCGAGGAACUCUCCGUGAAACGACUUCGGGGCAUCACCGACGGAGCUGCACCUGAGCCUAUAGGUCCGGGGGUGGCAGCGGCGGCGUUGAAAACGAUUUGCUUAAAAGAGCUUUACAAUGGACAGUGCUUUGGUCCGCUUAUUAUUGGUGCAAAGAAUCUAAAAUCUUUAAAGCUUUUUAGAUGCUCUGGUGAUUGGGAUAAGCUUUUCCCUCUUAUAGCGGAUCGGGUCACGGGUAUGGUAGAGAUCCAUAUGGAGCGGAUCCAAGUCAGUGAUAUCGGUCUUGUGGCGAUAUCCAACUGUUUAAACCUAGAAAUUCUUCACCUUGUUAAGACUCCCGAGUGUACCAACGCCGGACUCGGAGCUGUUGCAGAGAAAUGUAAAUUGUUAAGGAAGCUUCACAUCGAUGGAUGGAAAGCGAAUCGCAUAGGUGAUCAAGGAUUAAUCGCUGUUGCAAAAUCUUGCCCUAAUUUACAAGAAUUAGUUCUUAUUGGUGUUAAUCCGACGAAACUGAGUUUGGAAAUCUUAGCUUCAAAUUGUCUAAAUUUGGAACGCUUAGCUUUAUGCGGUAGUGAUACUGUUGGUGAUGCGGAGAUUUCUUGUAUUGCUGUGAAAUGUAUAGCUUUAAAGAAGCUUUGUAUUAAGAGCUGCCCUGUCUCAGAUCAUGGAAUGGAAGCGCUUGCUAGUGGUUGCCCUAAUUUGGUUAAAGUGAAGGUGAAGAAAUGUAGAGGAGUAACUCCAGAGGGUGCACAUUGUUUAAGAGCGAAUAGAGGAUCGCUUGCGGUUAAUUUGGAUACAGGGGAACAUUUGGAUGCGAGUGUCAGUGAUGGUGGUGCACAAGAUAAUGGAGUUGAAUUUCCUCUGGUGGUGGCUGGUCAAAUUGGAGCUCCUAGCAUUGGUUCGAGCAGCACAGGUCGGUCAACAUCGUAUAAGUUGUUGGGGCUUUUGAGUGGGAGGAGCUUAGUGGCUUGCACCUUGCGGAGGUUGGCAAGUAGUAAUGGCAGUUCUCGGAGUUAAUUUGGAUUGGAGAAGGCCAGAAAAAGGGAAAAAAAAAACUACUCUUUGUCUUGAUCUGUUUACAUUAUUUUGUAUUGUAGCAUCGGAUGCCGUUGUUUGUGUAUUUAAUUCAAUGCUGUGUGCCGCUGAUUGCCUUUUGAAUUGAAACUUCAUCUUCCAAAGUGAUAAUUCCUUUUUUACUUUCCUAUAGUUCUGUUGAGUCGUAGUUUCUUAUUUACCAAGCUCUCUCUAUAUCUUUUUUUUGUAUGUUACAAAUAUAUUUUCCUGGAUGGAAUUGAAAGAGCAGCAACCUCGUACAUUAGUUAGAUCUGUCUAUUAUUUGGCUUCGGCUUCUGCUUCUUUUGAUGCCUAUUGAGUUUGAUACAUAUGUCCAUUAGAUAGGAGGUGUGUUUGUAUUGAAAGUACUUGACUGUUCGAUUUUCAGCAUCAAAUCGUUGAAUGUCGAUAAAAUAUUAAUAGAAGU